Molecule: messenger RNA, 1377 nt
Organism: Rotaria sordida
Lineage: Eukaryota; Metazoa; Rotifera; Eurotatoria; Philodinida; Philodinidae
Source: the annotation of a GenBank genome assembly
AUGGCUUUAUCAUCAAUAGUAAACUCGUGGACAGAAUGGGCCCCGUUGGAAUUUAUAUGUGUCGGCACUGCUGAGGGUAUGUGCUGCCCAGAUGAGACUCCUUCUUAUCCAUGGCACACGGGUCCUCCUAAUCUAUGUUCGUAUAUUCGAGCGAUUUCGGGUCCACGUCCACGUCGUCGUAUUGAACAGGCACAAGCUCAAUUAGACAAUCUUGCUGAGUUGCUUCGAGCUGAAUCAAUCGUAGUUGCAAGUUCAAUUGAUGAAAUAUUCGAUGAGGAUGUUAGACAAGUUCUUACUCGAAAACGAACAUCAUUAGAGAAAAGUUCACAAACAAAUACUAACGAUAAAACUAUUCAAAAAAACAAAAUUGAUGUUUGCCGACCAGUAUCAUCAUCACAGGAAGAACUAUGUUUCAAUCAUCAACUAGCCACGCCUCAUUUUAAAUCUCAAUAUCAGUUCGGUCUUGCAUGUCCACGAGACAUAUUGAUCACAUUAGGUGAUACAGUGGUAGAAGCGCCAACUUCUGCUCAUAUUCGGUAUUUUGAAUCUGAGUAUUAUAAACCUCUCCUUUAUUCACUAUGGAGAUGUGAUCCAAAUAUGAAAUGGCUUCAACCUCCAAAACCUACAUGUUCAUCGAUAAAAAUGUUCAAUGAUGUUGAUUAUUGGGAAAAGAUAAAUACAAAAGAUUUCAAUAAAUCAAUCUUUGCCAAUAGCGGAUAUAAGACAAACCUGAAUGAAAAUGAAAUUGCCUUCGAUGCUGCCGAUAUCGUACGGAUGGGAAAAGAUGUCUUUUAUAAAAAAUCUGCAUCGGCGAAUAACCAAGGUUUAUAUUGGCUUCGUCGAACGUUUCCUAAUCUUCGUUUUCACAUGAUGCAUUUUCCAACUGAUGGUAGUUACCAUUUGGAUACUUCACUGAUACCAUUACGACCACCAACAUCAGGAUCGCAUGGUCUUGUCCUUCUCAAUCAAAAUUAUCCACCAUUGGCUAGUGAAAUGAAGUUGUUUACUGACAAUGAUUGGCGUUCAAUAUGGGCACCUUUACAUUCGACUGGUGAAGUGCCUCCACUCGCUUUGUGCACAGGCAAUCUGAAUGCCAAUAUACUUUCACUUAAUGAUCAUUGUGUAGUGAUCGAAGAAUGUGAAACACCAAUGUAUCGAUUGUUACACGACGAACUCGGCUUCGAUGUUAUCACGUGCCCUCUUCGAGUCCUCAACGAAUUUGGUGGUGGUAUUCAUUGUGUUACAUGGGAUAUUCGUCGACAAGACUCGUGUAGCGACUAUUUUCCGAACCAGAAUUAUGACUCCGAAUGUCAACUUGAUCUUAACAAUUACUUUGAUAGAAAAAUAUUUUCGAAUCAUGAUGAAGACACAUCUUAA